Acromyrmex echinatior (Panamanian leafcutter ant) is the source of this 2929-nucleotide messenger RNA. RefSeq names its product Decapping enzyme, scavenger (gene Dcps). Gene Ontology annotation, cellular component: P-body; nucleus. The record is from RefSeq and is a predicted model, not a curated record. Gene Ontology annotation, molecular function: hydrolase activity; RNA 7-methylguanosine cap binding. Lineage: Eukaryota; Metazoa; Arthropoda; Insecta; Hymenoptera; Formicidae. Gene Ontology annotation, biological process: deadenylation-dependent decapping of nuclear-transcribed mRNA.
GACGAGAAAGAGAGAAAAGUGAAAAAUAGUGUUCAACAUACACAAAAAACAAACUUAAAGAGAAUUAUUUCUCUGUUCAUUUCUAUAGACUGUAUUUUCAUGGGUCAUAUACCGGCCUAGUUAUUAUGACUAUUAUUUCUCGUUCCUCCACUUGUUCCUCCACUUCUACCAUUGUAAUUCAUAAUCGACUAUUGUGUUUACCAAUGUUUAUAUCGGUUCAUUUGUGGAAAUUUUAUUAAGAAAAACACGUGCGAAGUCUUAUCGAGCAGAAUCAUCCUGUACCUGCCAAUUUUAUCUAUCGGUCUAUCUGAUCUCAUUUACGAUUAAGAAAAUUGUAACAAGGAUUGAACAAUGACAAGUAUUUAUUAAACCACUGUACCAAAAGAAGGAUUUGUAAGAGAAAACUAAAAAGAAAGAAACAGCGGAUUUUCUUGCGAUCACCGAUUUUUUAAUAUUAAAGUAACAAGCAUGGCGGAGAAAUGUGCAAGCACGAACGACGAAGAUUGUCCAACAGUGAAGAAAGUCAAGUUGGACGAUGGAAGCAGCGACGUAGUUGAGAAAAAUUUGAGCGAGAAUGACACGAGUGAGACAGAACUGAAUCUAUCAGAUUUCAAAGUGACUAGAGUGCUGCAGAAUAACUGUGCUCGAAAGUUGAUAUGCAUGGAAGGGACAUUUGAGAAUCGCGAAGGCCAGGCGGUCGUUCUGCUUGAGCAAAAGAGUUUUUCUCAGGACAAAGUGGUCUUGGAGAAAGAUUUCUUCGAUGGAAAGACGACCUUUCGAAAGAUAUUCACCAAUGAUGUCUACAGAAAUUACAAUUGUUUUCCAACCGAGGAAAAUAAUGGUCUACACGUGACUGUGAUAUAUCCUGCUUCUCAAACACACAUCGAUAAAUAUAAAAGACAAGAAUUGUAUGUGAUAGAUGAAACCUAUGAACUUUAUCAGCAGGUCACUCUCCCUUACAUUGAGUCAAUGAGUCUGAGUUUGGAGUGGAUUACUAAUAUUUUGGAGCACAAAGCUGAACAAGAAAGUAUUAUUUACGAGGACCCUGACAAGGAUAAUGGUUUUGUAUUAGUAACAGAUUUUAAAUGGGAUAGACAGAUGGAUACAUUGAAGUUAUUGGCAUUGCCAUUUAAAAAAAUAAGAUCAUUGCGAGAGUUGAAUGGGUCUCACCUUCCUUUAUUAAAAAAUAUACGAGAUGCUGGAACGGCAGCGAUUAGUAAAAAGUUUAACAUACCUGUGUCUCAGCUCAGAAUAUAUUUCCAUUACCAGCCGUCAUAUUAUUACCUACAUGUGCAUUUCUGCUAUCUUAUGUUUGAGGCACCAGGAAUAUAUGUGGAAAAAGCGCAUCUUUUAUCAACAGUUAUAAGAAAUUUGGAACUAAUGUCGGACUAUUACACGAAAGCAGUACUUUCGUAUGUCGUGUUUAAAGGAAGUCCGCUUUAUGAAAAGUUUAAAUCGCAUGGAGCUUUACAAACGUCAACGUGUGAAACACAAGAGACUGUAAAUAUAGUGUAAAUAAGACUGCUUUAUUUCGAGAAAACUUCUGUUGCAAUAUAGCUACAAUGAAGAAACAGAAAACUUCGAAAAUCAAAGAUGAUUAAAAAUUGACAUGAAACAUAAUACAUAAUUGCAAAAUCAAAUGUUGUGUUCAUCUACAAUAGGCGUAAUACUAUACAAUAAACUGUAAGAAAUUGACUUCACAUUUAACUGUGAUUAAUUGAUUUCUUAUGGCUAAUUGCACCAUAUUGCUUCCAUUGUAGAUAACCCUUUAUUACAUUAACACGAGAAAAAUUUACAUAAAAAUAGAUUGUACAAGAUGUAAUGUAAUAUAGAUUGGUAAGGGCGAAAACAAUAAAUAUAUUUCAUUACUUAUAAUUUCUCUUGUCGCUUUUAAACCUUUUUAUUCGUUUGUAUUUGUAUACGAUGCAUUGACACAUUUAGUAGAGAGUAAAGUAUUUCUGGAACAUGAGAAAAGAAACUUAUAUACAUAUACAUACGUACGUACAUAUAUCUGUGUAUGCAUUCUUGAUUUAUUAAAAAUUCAGUCACAAUCGCGUUGCGUAAUACAGAUUUUUUUUAGAUUUGCGAUAAUCAUUCACUUUCGUAUAUAAGAGCAAAGUAAAAACCAUCGUUUUCAAUACUAAUAGGAACCUGUAAGUAUAAUUAUGCUUUGAUCGUAACAUAAAAUGUGUGAAAAUUAAAUUUUAUAUUGCUGCGUUCUGUAUGAUAUUGUCAGCUAAUGCUUGCUUUUUAUAUUGCUCUGUAGUUGCUUACAUUGAAUGCAUUUUAUUCCGUUUAUAAAAAAGGGACCAUCGAUCGAAUCGAUGUUACUCACAAGACCGAUUUCUACAAGUUUAACUGUUGUUUCUACAAGCGAACCUACAAGAACUCGUUCAUUUUCAUUAAACGAAAUAACGUUUAUUAAAAAAAAUAAAAAAUGUCGGAUUGUGUCGCCAGUGUCAGCAUCAAUAUAAACGAUUCUCACAUAAAUCAUGGAAAUUCCUCUCCUUGUUUUUAAUCAUCGAGGAAAAGAAAGUUGUUAAUAUAUUUAUAAACGUGCAUCAAAUAAAAUCGUACAGCAAAUAAAAAUACAAUAUCAUUAAUCAUAUCACAGUGCAUCAGAAAGAGUUUUAAUAUCACUGUAGUCAUUGAUGUGUGAUAAACUAUACGCAAUAUAUCAGUUUUUACAAUGUUUAUUUUAAUAAAUAUUGCUGUGGAGAUUAUUUGUAGCACAAUAUACAAUAAAAUUAUCCAUUAUUAAUAUCAUCGAUAAUCUCUCUGCUUCCUUAUGUUUUAGAAAUCUUGCAUAAUUAUAUAUCAUUUAAAUGAAUAUUUGUAUAUUCGAAAAUAAUUCUUAGGUGUGCGCGUGUUUCUUUCCCAGCAAAUAAUUUUAUUUAUUUUAUACGGCUUUAGAAUUUUCCUUUUUUUU